AGAAAAUAGCGUUGCGAUUCGAAGCAAGCAUUCUCGCGUUCCCUCUCCUAGCGGAUUAUGGUGGACGCGAUACUCCACCAUUGCCGGCCAUUCCUCCCGCCGCCGGCGGAGACCUCAGUUAAGCCCGCUCGAGCCAGAAUCCGCCCAGCUUCUUUCCGAUGUUGGAGCAAGUGCAGGAGGGAGUACACGAGCGUAAUGAUAGUCCCGACCGGUGUUGGAGCCGCAAUCGGUGGAUUCGCCGGAGACGCUUUGCCGGUCGCUCGUGCCUUGUCCUCCGUCGUCGACUGCCUCAUAACGCAUCCCAAUGUUCUUAAUGCAGCGAUGAUGUACUGGCCGAUGCCUAAUGUGUUGUAUGUUGAAGGGUAUGCUCUUGACAGAUUUGCAGAAGGCUUGUGGGCACUUGAACCUGUUCAUCAAAAUAAGGUGGGCUUAGUUCUUGAUUGUGGAAUAGAGGAAGAACUCAGAAUUCGCCAUUUGCAAGUGGCUGAUGCGGCUAGAGCUUCUCUUGGAUUGCCUGUUGUGGAGUACAUUGUCACUGAUACCGCAUUAGAGGUGGAGAAGUGGGUCGAUCCGAUGAGUGGUCAAUCAACAGGAAGAAUUAGGCAUCCUGAUUCUCUAUUGAGAGCUGUACAGACACUGAUCAACCGUUCUCAAGUGAAUGCUGUUGCAGUUGUCGGGCGGUUUCCUGAUGAUGAUGUUGAUGACGUUGACGAUUAUCGACAAGGCGUGGGAAUAGAUGUAUUGGCUGGAGUUGAGGCAAUUAUAAGCCAUCUUGUGGUGAAGGAGUUCCAGAUUCCUUGUGCACAUGCUCCCGCAAUGCUUCCUCUUCCUUUGACCCCGAUGCUUUCCCCAAAAUCAGCUGCGGAGGAGAUAGGUUACACUUUCUUGCCCUGUGUGCUCGUGGGACUAAGCAAAGCACCUCAAUACAAGGUGAACUCUCAUUCCUUAGGGAAGGAUUGUUUAUAUGCAAGUGAUGUGGAUAGUGUAGUCCUUCCUAUGGACUCAUGCGGAGGAGAUGCUGCCCUUGCAUUUUCAAGAAGCAAGGGAAAGAAGCCACUCAUAAUUGUGGUGGAGGAAAAUGAGACAGUCCUGGACAGCACUCCAGAUAAAUUCGGGAUGGAAGUGAUAAAGGUUUCGAACUACUGGGAAGCAAUAGGUGUUAUAGCUGCUCACAAGGCAGGAAUCAACCCCCAUUCCCUAAGAAGAGAUGGAAUUGCAAACAUCCGCAAGAACAGUCCUGUUAGGCAUGCUAAUGGGUUCACUGUUUCUCUGCCACGUUGAUAAGAGUAUUCAUAACAAGUGCUUCACACGACAACUCUGUCCUUUCCUCUUCUUCAGCCAGUUACUCGCAUACAAUUCCAACGGGUGAUCUUCAUGUAUGUCUGUAUGAAUGGCAGAAGGCUACAUGGAUGACGGGCGAUGACUUGGCUGGGGUAGUAUUUUACUAGUGAAAUUCACCAUAUGGCAAUUGCCAUGGAGAGCUUCCAGACCCCAGUCUCUUAAACACUCAGAACGGCGUCUAAGAUGGAUGAUUGAUCAUGCAGUGAUAUCAGCUCACCAGCAACUUCUCUGGUUUAUUCUUGUUACUUUCUGUUACUGCAUUGCGAAUAGGAACCAGUCAUAGCACUAGUGGGUAGUCCGCCGGGCAAUCAGUAUUUUGAGUGCCUUUCUUUGCUUACAUUUUUGGAGUCUAAGCUCCACUUCAUAGUUUUAAAUUAUGAAAGUGAAAUGGAAAGCCUCCUUUCUCUCGGUUGUUGAAUUCAGGAAAGGCUGCAAGUGAGAGUAUGUUUGCAGAACUGAGGGAAGGGGCUAUUUGGAAAAAUCACAAUAAUUU
Messenger RNA from Linum tenue, 1834 nucleotides. NCBI's taxonomy places the organism in Eukaryota, Viridiplantae, Streptophyta, Magnoliopsida, Malpighiales, Linaceae. The record is from the annotation of a GenBank genome assembly.